Pelmatolapia mariae (spotted tilapia) is the source of this 3975-nucleotide messenger RNA. It is a transcript of the gene paplnb, whose product is annotated as papilin b, proteoglycan-like sulfated glycoprotein. The record is from RefSeq and is a predicted model, not a curated record. The transcript has 14 exons. Gene Ontology annotation, cellular component: extracellular matrix. Gene Ontology annotation, molecular function: metalloendopeptidase activity; serine-type endopeptidase inhibitor activity. Gene Ontology annotation, biological process: proteolysis; extracellular matrix organization. The coding region runs from base 1921 to 3627 and encodes 568 amino acids. Lineage: Eukaryota; Metazoa; Chordata; Actinopteri; Cichliformes; Cichlidae.
UUUUCUUUUGAAACUUACACCCUUGUAUUUUACACCACUCUCAGAGUAAGGGUAUAUCCCCUUGACAUUGGCCUCCAUCGAGCAAGUUGUCAUGUUUUGAUAAGAGACCGAGGGUGGUGAGGUCAUCAUCUAGACUCCUUAUCUUUACAGCCAUUUAAAGGAAAACUGCUAUACUGAAGACUGACUUGAGUAUCAGGUGAUUGAAAGUUGCUACAACACGAGGAUGGAGACAGAACCAAAUCCAGAAGAAGGAGCCAGCGCUCCAGACAAUUCCAAGGAAGAAGGAAGUCUGGACACAUCAGGGUUUGAAACAACUGCUGAGCGUCUGGAGGAGGUGAUAAAAAGCAUGGAGGUGAUGCUUUUGGACGUGGAGCAGUUGAGGACCACCUGCAGUGAACAGGCUUCUGAGCUGAUGCAUGCAGCAGCAGACCUCAGGAAGCAGCAAGAGGACCUUAAAGAGAGCUACUCCGAGCUGUCCCGAGAAAUACAGGAAAUCGUGGAAUCAAUGGACGACCUGUUCGGCACCAAGAGUGCCUGUGAACCUCAAGAGAAGCAAACACAGAAACUGAACCAGCAGCUUUGAGGGACAAAAAGUGACUGGCAGAUUUUGCUUCUCUUUGCAGAGUGUUUGGGGUUGUGGUUUUGAGUUUGGAUGCUUACAUUUUGAAUGGAUGGGUUGGUGACGGGGCGAGAUGCUGAAGUUUGACGUUGCUGAAUCGUACUUUCUUGUCUUUGUGAAGAUUUUUGUCAUUGAUUGCUAAGUCUAGCAACCACAAUAUUUUUUCUUAUUUUUAUAAUAUAAUAUCAUAAUAUAAUAUCACUGACUUUAUAUAUAUAUAUAUAUGAAUGCUGGAUUUUCCCUUAAAAUAAUAGUUUCAUUUAAACAUUAACAAUAUGAACCCAACAAAGGCACAGUUUAUUGCCUUUCUUUUUUGUUUGAUUGCUAUGUACUUGCAUCUUAAAGGCGAUGACAAGAGACUAUAACUUAAAGCCUAUUCUGCCAUUUAACUAAAGAUUUACUAUCAAGCUUGCUGUCAUUAUUCUCCCCCCUAUAUGAUAUACUAUUAUAUACUCACAUUCUGUUUUGAUUAUAUAGUUUUCUCUCGUCAGCCUGAAUGGCUCCUCUAGUAUUGCAGCUUAUUGGCACAGGAAUGUUGAUGUUCACUGAUUCCCGGUGUUCCUUGUCCUCCAUGCUAUGUUCACAUCCAGGCCAUGCUCCACUGUGGUUUCUUGCUAAAAUAAAACUAAAUAGAGCUUUAAACCUAUGUUUACUUCCCACUAGCUCCCCUGUUGUGAUUUACAUGUCUGUAUUUAGUGGUUACAGGAUGUGUGAAGGAGACAAUCAGUGGUGAGACACUUCAGAAAAAGCAAUCAAUGGAAAAUUCUCUUUCAUACUGAAUCACAUUUUAGUGCACUUCACAAAUAAUACAACUUUAAGAUAUGCAAGUUGCAGAAACAUAUUUAAAUUGCAUGUGAUGACAUAUGUAACCUCCUUUAUAUUAUGAAAUUGACCAAACUUUGAUGAUGUUCCAUUUCUGCAUGAAUCUAUACAUUACAUAUACAUUUGCAUAAUUUCUGUACCUCCAAAACAUUUGUGUGAAUAAAAAGACUUGAUGUAAAUUAACAACAUGAGUCUCAGUACGUGGGAGUUCUAACUUCAGACAUUCUGAUCCAGCAAGAAACAUAUUUACGAUCAAAACAGGAAAAAAAAAAAAGGAAAGAAAACCAGUGUUUCUCUUAGUGGUUGAAAUCUGACACUUUAUGGGCUGUGGUGUCAGUAAGCAGUGAGAGGGUGAUGGAAGAAGAAAUGCUGGGUGUCAUUGCCUGCCGUCACUGCUGAAGUGCACAUCCCACCGUGCAGCUGGUCAGCAAGCUGGGAAUUCACUUCAAUCAGUAGUUCAGCAGUGGCUUCAGGUGAACAUGAACAUCCUGCAAGUCCUGGGACUCCUACAGCUGCUGGCUGUACCUGCUUUUACAUUGACACGUUCGACCCACGACUACUGGGGUGAGUUUGGAGCCUAUGGACCCUGCAGCCGCAGCUGUGGCACAGGGGUGGCAGUGAGAACCAGGAAAUGUAUUACUUCAAGGACAGAUGGUGGCCAUAACUGCAUUGGAUCCUCCAAAUCAUUCCGCACCUGCAAUACACAUGAAUGCCCGGUGAGCUCAAGGGAUUUCAGGGAGGAGCAGUGCUCCCAGUUUGACAGAAUGGACUUUAAUGGAAAACGCUACACGUGGUUGCCUUAUUAUGGAGCAGCUAAUCCAUGUGAGCUCAACUGUGUCCCAAGAGGAGAGGAUUUCUUUUACAGACACAGAACUGCAGUGGUAGAUGGGACCCUGUGCUAUGUGGGCCGCAGUGAUAUCUGUGUGGAUGGCGUCUGCAGGAUACUGACCCGUGGAGAGUUUAUGGGCUUGGAUGAAGACACUAACUCAGUACACUCUUCUGCUCCAGUUGUUGUUGCUGCUCCUCAUCCAAGAGAGACAUUCACAUAUGUCUAUAGAGCUAGUGUGUUUGGCGAGUGCUCUACCUCGUGCAAUAGAGGCAUGCAGCAUCGUAGUGUGGAGUGUGUAGUUGAGGACCCAGUGAACCCCCGUGUGGUCGACGAGACUUACUGCAUUGCCCAGCGCCUGCAACGGCCACCGAGUCAGCAGGCCUGCAACAUGCAUCCAUGUACUGCAGAGUACAGCGUGUCCAGCUUCAGUGUGUGUUCAGCGACCUGUGGAGAAGGACAGCAGACAAGGGAAGUUGUUUGCGUUGGACCAGGAGGCGAACAUCUGCCUGAUCAUGCAUGUAGUGGACUGGUUCGACCUCCUUCUGUCCAGGCCUGCCGCAGACCUGCCUGUUACACACGCAUAACCUGGCAUAUGACAGAGUACGGCCUGUGUUCGAGAAGUUGUGGUGGUGGUGUGAGGGAGAGGAGAGUUGCCUGUUUUGACACUGAUUUGAACCCCUACCCUGAAGAUCGUUGUGGGUUAGCUCACAGACCACAUUCUGUGGAGGAAUGCAACACGCAGCCCUGCCCUGGGGUGCAAACGGUCCCAAGUGUGCAGGACCCAAGGCCAGGUGGAAGCACUAUUAGAGGAUUUGUGCCCCAUAUUCCAGAAGAACCUUCAGUUUCAAGGCCAGCUACAAACACUGUGUAUGACCCUUACCCUAAUGAGGUGAGACCUCACUGUACGCAGUCGCCUUACGGCUGCUGUCCUGAUGGCCGUACCUCUGCCACGGGGCCCAGGAACCAGGGCUGCUCACAAGAAGACUGUGUCCGCACUAGGUAUGGCUGUUGUUUGGAUGGGGUGACACCGGCUCGAGGAUUCGGACAGGCUGGGUGUCCUGAGUACCAGACUGUGCAGCACCCAUCACCCACUCCUCCAUCCACUGGCAAUUUGUGCUCCCUGCCUCGUGAUGAGGGCCCCUGUGAAACCUGGACGGUCCGGUUCUGCUAUAAUCCUGCCACUGCCAAGUGUACCGAGUUCUGGUAUGGAGGCUGCCAGGGCAAUCCCAACAACUUUGCGUCCCUGGAGGCAUGCCAACGAGAGUGUGGAGGUGUGGCGAGGGUGCCUGUAUCCACACCUCCAAGAGAAACUACAAGGAGAGUGACACUCAGGGACCUUCUGAGAGCAAGGCCAUAACCACACAUGCCACUGAUAUCUCCAAAAGUGCCCAGUCAUGCUCCCUGUUUGAAGAAAAUCAAGUGAUUUUGGUACACAAAUGUAGCCUAUAGUAUAUACUCCAAAUAAAGAAAAAAAAGAAUAACAAACCACAUUACAUAUUUCAUUUAAAAAUAUGAUUUACCAUCACAAAUAUUAUAGCUCUUGGUCCUGGUUUCACUGUCUUUCAGUUUGUUUUUGUGAUCUCCACUAUGUCAGUGUAUGUGUUUUUGCCCUGUAGGUCGAGAUUAAAACAAAAAAAAUAAUUUCAUUGUAAUUACUCAAAUUAAAUCAUAUAUCCAAUUAAUAAAUUUUCAGCUAUGUUGUAAU